AUGGGUUUCUCUCCAUCCUCUUCUUGGUUUCUUCAUCCUGAGCUUCAUCAUGUUGUUUCCAAGAUGUCUUUCUUUGAUUCCUUCUUGUUCUAUAUUGUGCACUUUGUAGACAAACUAGGACUAUGGCAUAGAUUGCCAGUGUUACUGGGAGUAGCUUACUUGGGGAUGCGAAGACAUCUCCAUCAACGUUACAACCUCGUAUGUGUCGGAGGAAUCAACGGUCAGAAUUAUGACACCGAGGAGUUCUCUUAUCGUACGGCUGAUGGCAAGUGUAAUCAUCCUUCCGAUGACUCCAUCGGUAGCCAAGGCUCCUUUAUUGGUCGGAAUAUGCCUCCUUGUACUUCUCAGUACGGCAUUUUGGAUCCACACCCAAGUGUAGUGGCUACAAAGUUGUUAGCGAGAAAAAGAUUCAUAGACAAUGGGGACCAAUUCAACGUUAUUGCUUGUUCUUGGAUUCAGUUCAUGAUCCAUGACUGGGUUGAUCAUUUAGAAGACACUGAUCAGAUUGAGCUUAAAGCUCCAGAAGAAGUAGCAAGUGGAUGUCCAUUGAAGUCAUUCAGGUUCUUCAAAACAAAGAAAGUUCUCUCCGGUGAUCACCACAAAUCUGGCGCUGUCAACACUAGAACACCUUGGUGGGACGGGAGUGUAAUAUAUGGAAAUGAUGAGCCCGGAAUGAGAAGAGUAAGGGUUUUCAAGGACGGGAAGCUAAAGAUAUCAGUUGAUGGCUUGUUGGAGCGAGACGAGAGAGGUGUUCCGAUCUCCGGUGACAUAAGAAACAGCUGGUCAGGUUUCUCUCUGUUACAAGCUCUCUUUGUCAAAGAACACAACUCUGUCUGUGAAAUGCUCAAAGAAAAAUAUCCGGAUUUUGAUGAUGAGAAACUCUACCGGACAGCUAGAUUGGUGACUGCAGCGGUUAUUGCCAAGGUUCAUACGAUCGAUUGGACAAUAGAGCUUUUGAAGACAGACACACUUACUGCUGGAAUGAGGAUCAAUUGGUAUGGGUUUUUAGGGAAGAAAGUGAAAGACACGAUUGGGUCAAGAUUUGGUCCCAUAUUUAGCGGAUUAGUUGGUCUGAAGAAACCGAAAGAUCAUGGAGUUCCUUAUUCUCUCACAGAAGAGUUCGUUAGUGUCUACAGGAUGCAUUGUCUUCUACCAGACACACUUCUCCUCCGAGAUAUGAGAUCUGAAGACAAAACAAACCCUGAAAUCGAACGAGAGGUUCCGAUGACGGAAUUGAUCGGUAAAGAAAGUGGAAAAAAGGGUUCGAAGAUAGGGUUUGAGCAGCUACUGGUUUCAAUGGGACACCAAUCUUGCGGUGCGUUGACAUUGUGGAAUUACCCUAAUUGGAUGAGGAACCUUGUGGCUCAAGAUAUCGAUGGAGAAGAUAGACCUCACCUGAUAGACAUGGCUGCCUUGGAGAUUUAUAGAGAUCGGGAGAGAGGAGUUCCUCGAUACAACGAAUUCAGGAAGAAUCUGUUGAUGAGUCCGAUAAGCAAAUGGGAAGAUCUGACCGAUGAUCAAGAAGCUAUUGAUGCUUUAAGAGAAGUGUAUGGAGACGAUUUAGAUAAGCUUGAUCUUAACGUGGGACUGCACGCAGAGAAGAAGAUCAAAGGAUUCGCCAUUAGCGAAACUGCUUUCUUCAUCUUCCUCCUCGUUGCCUCCAGGAGGUUAGAAGCGGAUAGGUUUUUCACGACGAAUUUCAACGAGAAGACGUACACUAAAGAAGGGUUAGAGUGGGUUAAUACUACAGAGACGUUAAAGGAUGUAAUAGACAGACACUUCCCGGGCAUGACGAACAAGUGGAUGCGAUGUUCAAGUGCUUUCUCUGUCUGGAGCUCAGAUCCCAACCCAGCCAAUUGGCUUCCUUUGUACCUCCGACCCGCGCCAUAA
Molecule: messenger RNA, 1890 nt
Organism: Microthlaspi erraticum
Lineage: Eukaryota; Viridiplantae; Streptophyta; Magnoliopsida; Brassicales; Brassicaceae
Source: the annotation of a GenBank genome assembly